This is a messenger RNA of Rotaria sp. Silwood2, 915 nucleotides long. Lineage: Eukaryota; Metazoa; Rotifera; Eurotatoria; Philodinida; Philodinidae. The record is from the annotation of a GenBank genome assembly.
AUGAAAAAAAAGUAUGAUGGAACGAAGUUUAGUACUAAUACUAUAACUAACAAUGAUAAUGUGGAUGAUCAACAACAAUAUUCAAACACUUCUUCUGAUAUAUGUCUAACUAAACAUCCUGAUAAUGAUAAUAAUAUUAAUGUGUCUAACGUUAAUACUAUAAAUAACGAUAAUAAAAUCACGAUACAAUCUGAACGUUAUGCUACGACAAGGUAUCCGUUUGCUCCAUUUAUUGUUAGGUUUCAUGUUACGAAUAUCAACGAACAAAAAGUUGUUGAAGAAUUGAUCGAUUUUAUUAAACAGAAUAUGAACGAAGUAGUUGAAUUUGCAGGAUAUCGUCGAUCUACAGCAAAAUGUUGUUCAAAUGAAAGUGAUCUAUUGUUAUUUGUCAAAGAUAGCAAUUCUUUUUGCAUCCUAUACAACGAUGCUAACUGGCCGAGAAUGUUAAGCAAUAGCAAUUAUACUAUUGUUAUAAAACCAUCAAUCCCGGCUCAGUUAUCAUUAUUAAUAACAAAUGUGGACUUAAGAUUAGAUUUUAAUGAUUUUACAAAUGAUCUUAAAGAAAAAUAUCCAGCUAUUAAAAAUGUGGUUCGUAUGAAAAACAAAUUUCAAAAGGAUAUUCGUGUAGUUAAAAUAGAACUUACAUCAACUAAAGAUAGAAAUGAAUUAAUUGAUGUGGGUAAAGUAGUGGCUAAUGCAAUAUGUUACAAUGUGGUUGAGUAUCUCGCUCCGGCAAUGGUACUCAUUUGUUCAAAGUGUUUAGGUUUGGGUCAUUUUAGAAGAAAUUGUAAGGAAGACAAUGAUACAUGUAAAGUUUGUGGUGAAGUUUGUCGUGAUUUAAAACAACAUAUUUGCUCUAAGACAGCUAAAUGCAUACACUGUAGAGGCAACCACAACUCUAAUGCAAUCAUAUGA